Messenger RNA from Trichosurus vulpecula (common brushtail), 1973 nucleotides. RefSeq names its product calsequestrin 1 (gene CASQ1). Gene Ontology annotation, molecular function: calcium ion binding. Gene Ontology annotation, cellular component: sarcoplasmic reticulum lumen. The record is from RefSeq and is a predicted model, not a curated record. NCBI's taxonomy places the organism in Eukaryota, Metazoa, Chordata, Mammalia, Diprotodontia, Phalangeridae. Bases 308 to 1489 code for a protein of 393 amino acids. Gene Ontology annotation, biological process: regulation of skeletal muscle contraction by regulation of release of sequestered calcium ion. The transcript is spliced from 11 exons.
GGACCAGAGACAGGAUAGGGUCUGGAGGAGGGGGAGGGGAGGGUGCAAAUUUCAGGGGCAGCUCCAGUUCCUUCCCCGCCCCCAGCUUGCUACUCCUCCUCCUGCCCAUUUUCCCCUAGGCUCUGUCAGCAGUGUCCCCAGGACCAGACUGUGCCCCCUGCCCACUGCUCUGGGCCUCCCCCUCCCUCCAGUGCUCCCCGACUCAGGGCCCAGGGCUCUCCCCUCCAUUCCCAUCCAUUUCCCAUCCGGACCAAGAAGCCAUUUCCAGUCUCCCCCCGAGACGGGAGCCAGGUUCAGAAGCAGCAGGAUGGGGACUGUGCCAUUUCUUUGGUUGCCACUGCUGCUGCUGCUGCUGGGGGCACCUAUACCAGGGGCACAGGGUGAGGAGGGACUAGACUUUCCCGAGUAUGAUGGUGUGGAUCGAGUGGUCAACGUCAAUUCCAAGAACUACAAGAAUAUGCUCAAAAAGUAUGAGGUGCUUGCCCUGCUCUACCAUGAGCCCCCUGAAGAUGACAAGGCUUCCCAGAGACAAUUUGAGAUGGAAGAGCUAAUCCUGGAGUUAGCAGCCCAAGUCCUGGAAGAUAAGGGAGUUGGCUUCGGGCUUGUGGACUCAGAGAAAGAUGCAGCUGUGGCCAAGAAACUGGGCCUGACAGAGGAGGACAGUGUGUACGUGUUCAAGGGCGACGAGGUCAUCGAAUAUGAUGGUGAAUUAUCUGCGGAUACCCUGGUCGAGUUUCUGCUUGAUGUCCUGGAAGACCCUGUGGAGCUAAUCGAGGGUGAGCGGGAGCUGCAGGCAUUUGAGAACAUUGAGGAUGAGAUCAAACUUAUCGGCUACUUCAAGAAUGAGGACUCAGAACAUUUCAAGGCCUACGAGGAUGCAGCUGAAGAGUUUCACCCCUACAUCCCCUUCUUUGCCACCUUUGACAGCAAGGUGGCUAAGAAGCUAACCCUGAAGCUGAAUGAGAUUGAUUUCUAUGAGGCCUUCAUGGAUGAGCCAGUGACCAUCCCAGACAAGCCCAACAGUGAGGAGGAGAUUGUCAGCUUUGUGGAAGAGCACAAGAGGUCAACCCUGAGGAAGCUGAAGCCUGAAAGUAUGUACGAGACUUGGGAAGAUGACCUAGAUGGCAUCCACAUAGUGGCCUUUGCAGAGGAAGAUGACCCUGAUGGGUAUGAGUUCUUAGAGACCCUCAAAGCUGUGGCCCAGGACAACACAGAGAACCCUGAUCUCAGCAUUAUCUGGAUCGACCCUGAUGACUUCCCCUUGCUUGUCCCAUACUGGGAGAAGACAUUUGACAUCGACCUGUCAGCCCCCCAGAUAGGAGUUGUCAAUGUGACGGAUGCUGAUAGCAUUUGGAUGGAGAUGGAUGACGAGGAGGACCUGCCCUCAGCUGAUGAGUUGGAGGACUGGCUGGAAGAUGUGUUGUCGGGUGAGAUCAACACUGAAGAUGAUGAUGAUGAUGACGAUGAUGAUGAUGACGAUGAUGACUAGGCGUCAUGGUGACCACUUCUCAGCCCCUUCCUGCUCUGGUCUCCCCUACUGAGUGCCUCCUCCUGGGGGUGCCAAGCAGGACCCUGGUCAUGGGGCCCUUCCAGGAUGGCCUCUUGGUGUCUAGGCUUUAGUUCCCUUCAGGGAUUAUACUGAGGAAAGGGGCUGCCUGCCUGCCUUCCCCUUUUCCUUCCCUUCUGACCCCUAUCUCUUACCCCGUCUCUCCCCUUCCUGCUUCAGUCCUUGAAAGUCUUUCUCUCUGUGCUCUUUCCUUGCAUUCUUCUCUUGAUCUCCCUCCCUGUGUUCCCCCAACUCUCUCCUCAAAUCCUUUCCUUGUCCACCCAUCAUCCUGUUUUCCUUUGACUAUGCCCUGUUCCCUGCCUAGGGAGGGGGAGUGCGGUGCUAGGUUUGGGGCCACAUCUCAGCCACUUCCUGUUAACUUAUUUGGGUCAAAUGAGAAGUCUCAAUAAAGGGAUCUGGGGCAGCA